AUGACAAAGGAUUUCACAGUUCCACCGGUAGUUUUCCCCUCCGGCGGAUCUCCGGCCAUAACAAAUGUCCAGCAACGCCGAGCCCCAACAGCUCCUUACCAACCGCCUCGUCCUUCCGGUUCAUCCUCCAUCCCAUUCAUGUCGUUUGACAUCGGAUCCACCGCUGCAGCAUCCUCCGCGACGCAGGCCGGACCAUUCGGCGGAACAAUCGCUUCCUCUUCAUCUUUCGGCGGAGGAAGCUCCGCUUCGUUCGAAGACGAGGAGCCGUUACUCGACGAACUCGGUAUCCACCCGGAUCAAAUCUGGAGGAAAACCAGGUCGAUUCUCAAUCCUUUCCGAAUCAAUCAGACUGUUCACAAGGAUUCAGAUCUCUCUGGCCCGAUCUUCCUCUACCUCGCGCUUUGCUUGUUUCAAUUGCUCGCUGGGAAGAUCCAAUUCGGUGUGAUACUCGGCUGGGUCGUUGUUUCCUCUAUCUUCUUGUACAUCGUCUAUAACAUGCUUGCUGGUCGAAACGGGAAUCUUAAUCUUCAUACUUGUACGAGCUUAGUUGGUUACUCUCUGCUUCCCGUUGUGAUUCUAUCGGCGGUGUCGUUGUUCGUGCCGCAAGGUGCUGGUCCGGCGAGGUUCGUGCUCGCUGCGGCGUUCGUGUUGUGGGCUACUAGAGCUUGCUCUAAUCUUGUGGUGUCUUUGGCUGAUGGAGGAGAUGAGCACCGUGGAUUGAUUUCGUACGCAUGUUUCUUGAUCUAUACUCUCUUCUCGCUUCUCGUUAUAUUUUGA
This is a messenger RNA of Microthlaspi erraticum, 777 nucleotides long. NCBI's taxonomy places the organism in Eukaryota, Viridiplantae, Streptophyta, Magnoliopsida, Brassicales, Brassicaceae. The record is from the annotation of a GenBank genome assembly.